This is a messenger RNA of Trichechus manatus latirostris (Florida manatee), 1832 nucleotides long. RefSeq names its product sperm acrosome associated 9 (gene SPACA9). The record is from RefSeq and is a predicted model, not a curated record. NCBI's taxonomy places the organism in Eukaryota, Metazoa, Chordata, Mammalia, Sirenia, Trichechidae. Gene Ontology annotation, cellular component: sperm flagellum; acrosomal vesicle; ciliary base. The coding region runs from base 160 to 840 and encodes 226 amino acids. The transcript has 4 exons.
CUGUGAGGCGAAGGCUGCUGUAGGACGAGCAAGGUUAAAGCGCGCUGGGGUUCUUGGGGCAGAGCGGCCCGGGACCACUCCUUUACCCGAUUCCGGCGUUGGGAGGUAGGGGAGAGAAAGAAAUUCCUGCCCUCUCAUCAGUGACCCCCGAGGAAGACAAUGAAUGAGGUGAAAGAAUCCCUUCGAAACAUCGAGCAGACAUACAAGCUCUUCCAGCAGCAGCAGUUCACGUUCAUCGCUGCUCUGGAGCACUGCAGAGAAAAUGCCCAUGACAAGAUCCGGCCCAUCUCCAGCAUAGGACAGGUGCAGAGCUACAUGGAGCACUACUGCAACAACUCCACGGACCGGCGGAUUCUGCUCAUGUUCCUGGACAUCUGUACAGAGCUGAACAAGCUCUGCCAGCACUUCGAAGCUCUGCACUCGGGCACCCCAGUCACCGACAGCCUCCUAGAAAAAUGCAAAACCCUUGUUAGCCAAAGCAGUGACUUAAGCAGCCUCAGAGCCAAAUAUCCUCACGAUGUGGUGAACCACCUCAGCUGCGAUGAGGCCAGGAACCACUACGGAGGCGUGGUCAGUCUUAUCCCUAUAGUCUUAGACUUAAUGAAAGAAUGGAUCGCCCACUCAGAGAAGCUGCCACGCAAAGUGCUGCAGCACGUGAGUGUCCCCCCGGCAAGCACCAAAUGCAGCAUGGGAGCCACCUGUCCUCACCAGACCACAGACACCCAGACUCCGUUAAAAACAAACAAACAUAGGAAACUUCCAAAAACCAGCCUCAAAUCUAGUGUGAAAGACAAAGCAUGUUUAAAACCUUCCUGGAGACCACCUGGUGGGAAACUGUAAAUCAAAGCCAGUGACCUCUUGGGUAUGGUGGGGGAGCUUUGUUAUUUAAUUUGGUUUCCAAUGGUUGAUCCAUUUUCACUGGUACUAUAGUCCCUGCCACAUUAUUAACCCCAAGAGGGGCUGGCAAAUAUAUUAUUGAGAAUCUCUCUCCCUCUCUUGCUUUAACUUGCUUUUAACUUUUCCUUGCCUCUAAGUGUCAGGCUCUGUGCUGAUGGAAGAGGAUCCCACUCACACAAGUUGCCAGAACCGUGUGUUGUUGGUAGAGGGUGUCCGAGGAAGGCUGGCGAAGAGGAAGGGCAGGGACCUGCCCCACCCAGGUCCUCUCUGAGCCGCUGCCCUGCCCUCUGCCAGGCCUACCCAGGUUGUGGGCUCCAGUUGUCCACCUUGAGUGGUCAGGCUGGAGGAGACUGCAAGGCUUCUGUCUCCUACCAUGCGACCACUCUGGCAACACACAGCCUCUCUCAGCAAAACAGGGGUGCUCCCACCUCACAGGGUUGUUGUGAGGAUUGGCAUGUUGAACUUCCUAAGUAUGUUUGGGUCUCUGGACCAAAGCCACAAGGGGAAUAAACCCACCUUUCCCUCUCCUUUACUUAUGAGAAGGAGAUGUAUGAUAGAAGUCAGAAGAAUUCUGAGUUUGUGGCUCUUGUGCGAAGACGAUUACCUGGUUAUCCCAACGUAAUUGAGGCCCAAACAUUGUAAAAUGUGUCACUAGCUGCAGAGCUUGCCAGAAGUGCUGUCUGACUGUUGGUUUUUCCCUUCACAGGGGACGACUUAGCUUCUGUAUUCUUUCUUCCUCGGGGGGAGACAGUCAAGAAUAAAGUGUUCUACCACCUCUCUGCCUAGCUUGAUUUCCUGGGAUUUAUCCCUUAAAGAAAACCUACAUUUAUCCUAAGACAUCAGAGGCCAUCAGGCUAUAGCCACACAAGCAAAACCACCAGCAAAGAGAGACACUGCUAUAGACAGAUAUAAAAACCUAAACAAAACCAAACCCA